AUGGCAAAAAUUCUCCGCCGCCAUAUACCUCCUCCUCCGGUGCCUCUCAAGGCGCUUCCACCACUCCUCUCCGCCGACGACGUCGCUGUCGUCGUCUCGAAUCGGCAGAAACGCCACGUGGCGGAUUUCGAGUAUCUGCUCGACUCACUUCCGAUCUUCACCUUCCGCUCCGUCACCCUGCAGGCUGGCGCCGCCGGAGGUGACUGCGCCGUCUGCCUGUCGAAGUUCGAGCCGCGCGACCAGCUCCGCCUGCUGCCGCUCUGCUGCCACGCGUUCCACGCCGCGUGCAUCGACGCGUGGAUCGUGUCCAAUCUGACGUGUCCCCUCUGCAGGUCCGCCGUCGUGCUCCCCCCGCCCUCUAGCUCCUCCGACGUACUCGAUACAAUCAUUUCGGAUAACAGCUUUGGAAGCCGCGGCGGAAGUUUCAGGAUUGAGAUCGGAAGUAUCAGUCGCCGCCGCGGCGAUGGAGAAGUGGCGGCGGCGGCGGCGGUGGAAGGAGGGGGGCGGCGGCGGACGUAUUCGCUGGGAUCGUUCGAGUACAUCAUCGGCGAUGGUGGAUGCGAGGUUCCGGUAGGGUUCACAAGUCAUAGCCGAGUAGUUUCCGGUUUCACUUCAGAUGACAAGCAACCGCCGGUGGCAAUACCGUUACCGGUCGUCUCCGGCUGGCUGAGGUCAAUUACUAUAUCUCCCCGUACGACGUCGUUCCAAAUCUCCGGCGGCGGCCGCCGUAGCCAGGCUGUGGUUGCCCCCGAGGAUUUAGAGUCGCCAGCGGGUUAG
Molecule: messenger RNA, 777 nt
Organism: Erythranthe guttata (spotted monkey flower)
Lineage: Eukaryota; Viridiplantae; Streptophyta; Magnoliopsida; Lamiales; Phrymaceae
Product: E3 ubiquitin-protein ligase ATL4
Biological process (GO): protein ubiquitination
Source: RefSeq, a predicted model, not a curated record